CUUCUUUCAGUCGUCGUUACUGCAGCACAUCCUCUGGCAAAAAUCAUACUUCCACCAUAAAACAGGUCUGUUCAUUUUCGCAGGAUCCGCCGGUUUUUAGAAAUAAAAAAAGUAAAAAUCUUUACUUUUCAUACACUGUCUUUAGUCCAUAAUGUCAUUAGAGCCUUUACCUGGAACUUUGCAGAACUUGUUAGAUCAAAAGACUUUGAAAUGGGUUUUCGUCGGUGGUAAGGGUGGUGUUGGUAAAACUACCACUUCUUGCUCUUUGGCUAUUCAAAUGUCCAAGGUUCGUUCUUCUGUUUUGCUAAUUUCCACUGAUCCCGCUCACAAUUUGUCUGAUGCCUUUGGAACAAAGUUUGGAAAAGACGCAAAAAAAGUCCCUGGAUUUGAAAACCUUAGCGCUAUGGAAAUUGAUCCCAACCAGUCUAUUCAGGAAAUGACUGAGCAAGCUGAUCAACAAAACCCUAACAAUCCCAUGUCUGGUAUGAUGCAAGAUUUGGCCUUUACCAUUCCUGGUAUUGAUGAGGCUCUUGCAUUUGCUGAAAUUCUAAAACAAGUGAAAUCCAUGGAGUUCGAUUGUGUUAUUUUUGAUACCGCUCCUACCGGUCAUACUUUGAGAUUCCUAAAUUUCCCCACUGUUCUAGAAAAGGCCUUAGGUAAACUUGGUGGCCUUUCUAGUCGUUUUGGCCCUAUGAUCAAUCAAAUGAGCGGUUUGAUGGGUGUCAACGCAAAUCAGGAAGACAUCUUUGGUAAGCUUGAAGGCAUGCGUGAAAACAUUUCUCAAGUAAACCAACAAUUUAAGAAUGCAGAACUCACUACUUUUGUUUGUGUUUGUAUCUCUGAGUUCCUUUCCCUUUACGAAACCGAAAGAAUGAUUCAAGAAUUGGUUGGAUACGAGAUUGAUGUAAAUAACAUUGUGGUCAAUCAGUUGCUAUUGGAUCCUCAUACAACCUGUCCUCAAUGUCUUGCUCGCAGAAAAAUGCAACAGAAGUAUCUUGACCAGAUUGAAGACUUAUACGAAGAUUUCCACAUCGUGAAAGUACCCCAAAUUCCUGCCGAAGUUCGUGGCCCCGAGGCUUUGAAAUCUUUCUCUGAAAUGUUGGUAAAGCCUUAUGUUCACCCAUCUGAUAAGUAACGAAAUACAGUGAAUUUCGACCCAUAUCUCAGAAAUCGGGGUUUGGCCAUUUGUUUCGAAAUUUCAAUGCAUCAUUCGAUCCUUCAACCUCAAUUUUUAUGUUUAACUCAUUCGUUCCUAAUAAUAUCAAUUGUAUAUUCCUCGUAUGUGUAAUUUUAUAGUUGAGGAUGAUGAAUUGCAUUUUAUGGGAAGGGAUAUUCUAACUUCUUUUUUCCUAUAGAGUAAUUUCGUAAUGCUAUGAGUCUUUUCUACUUGCGUAUCUCAUUCCUGUAUAUAGAAAGUAUUUUAUUUAUUUAUUAAUUGACACAUGACAACAAGAAGCAUC
Schizosaccharomyces octosporus yFS286 is the source of this 1460-nucleotide messenger RNA. RefSeq names its product GET complex ATPase subunit Get3. The transcript has 2 exons. Gene Ontology annotation, biological process: post-translational protein targeting to endoplasmic reticulum membrane. Gene Ontology annotation, cellular component: GET complex. Bases 152 to 1135 code for a protein of 327 amino acids. NCBI's taxonomy places the organism in Eukaryota, Fungi, Ascomycota, Schizosaccharomycetes, Schizosaccharomycetales, Schizosaccharomycetaceae. Gene Ontology annotation, molecular function: ATP binding; ATP hydrolysis activity. The record is from RefSeq and is a predicted model, not a curated record.